UGAUCAGAUUCUGGACAUGGCACUUACGUCUCACGUCCUCGAGCCCUCUUUAUGUGGCUUUAACUUCGAAAACGCGUCAAGAAAUAUUGUACUGGAAAAUGGUGCAGAAGAGGGGAAAGUCAAGCCACCAAAAGCCAUGAAAACAGGCACCACCAUUGCUGGAGUGGUUUUUAAGGAUGGUGUCGUUCUGGGAGCAGACACAAGAGCCACCUCUGAUGAAGUAGUUGCUGAUAAAAUGUGUGCCAAGAUUCACUACAUUGCACCUAACAUAUAUUGCUGUGGAGCGGGAACAGCUGCUGACACGGAGAAAACUACAGACAUGCUGUCAUCAAACCUCACCAUUUUCUCAAUGAACAGCGGCAGGAACCCAAGAGUCGUUAUGGCAGUAAACAUAAUACAAGACAUGCUCUUCAGAUAUCGAGGUAUGAUUGGAGCUAAUCUAAUUUUAGGAGGCGUUGACUGCACUGGCAGUCACCUGUACACAGUUGGUCCUUAUGGGAGCAUGGACAAGGUGCCAUAUCUGGCCAUGGGAUCUGGUAAGCUGGCUGCUAUGGGCAUACUGGAGGACAGAUUCAAAGUAAACAUGGAUCUGGAGCAGGCAAAAGCACUAGUAAGUGAUGCCAUCCAAGCUGGCAUCAUGUGUGACCUGGGAUCUGGAAACAACAUCGACCUGUGUGUCAUUACAAAAGAGGGGGUGGACUAUAUCAGACCUCACAAAGAGUCUCCUUAUAACUACAAGAGACAAGCGAAGUAUAAAUAUAAAUCAGGCACAACACCAAUUUUAACUAAAACUGUGAAUCAGCUGGAGCUGGACUUGGUGCAUGAGACUGUUCAGAUGAUGGAAACAGCAGCAUCAAGUUGAUCCGAGUCAUACACCAUGAUGUCUGGAAUGAGACCUGGAAGAGGGAUCCUUUCAACUCAACUGCUGACAAACAGAUGAUGCCAUUAUAUUAGUUGUUUGUGUUCUUAAUUCCAUGACUGGUAGACCUGUGCAGAUAAUUAUCAAUAAACUAUUACA
Danio aesculapii is the source of this 1018-nucleotide messenger RNA. RefSeq names its product proteasome 20S subunit beta 13a (gene psmb13a). Gene Ontology annotation, molecular function: threonine-type endopeptidase activity. Gene Ontology annotation, cellular component: proteasome core complex. NCBI's taxonomy places the organism in Eukaryota, Metazoa, Chordata, Actinopteri, Cypriniformes, Danionidae. The transcript has 8 exons. Bases 17 to 862 code for a protein of 281 amino acids. The record is from RefSeq and is a predicted model, not a curated record.